GUAACACACAACAUUGGCUCUUCCUCAAAUGUCACAUCUGUGGCUUAUUUGAAACGCCGACGUAACAUUUUGUGAGUCGAUGUCGUGUCUUAAUAACUAUAGCUGUCCGUGUCACACAGACAAAGCACGUGAGUAAUUUUAGCGAGUCUCAUGUCGCGUGCUGGAUAUGAAACCCGAUUUAUCAGCAACCAGUUGCCAGGUUACCAGCUGAGGAAGACUGCCAUGGCAACGAACUACAGAACUUAGAGGUGUCAGAGAUGUAAACUGGCAACGUAGAAGUCUUAUUCAUACCAGGAAACCUGCUGUACAAAGUGAUCAACAUGUCAUCUGAGGAGGAGACGUCUCAGACUUCCUCUUCCUCCUGCUCUCCUCCUCCUUCCUCUCCUCCACCUGCCUCCCACUUCAUCGGCAAGAAGGAGGACAUUGUCAAGGCUGGGCGUGUGACCAAGACUGUUAAUGGUUGCAGAGAUGUACUCGUCCUGUACCACCAGGGGCAGCUUCAUGCUAUGGAUGUGCGCUGCUACCAUUCAGGUGGUGCAUUACAGUAUGGAGACAUUGAGGAGUUUAACGGGCAGCUGUGUAUCGUGUGUCCGUGGCACAAGUACAAGAUCACACUAGCAGAAGGGGAAGGGCUCUACCAGGCUGUGGACGAUCCCACAGCCAAACCCCUGAGGACACACUGGCGCUCCAAGGGCGUCAAACAGAGGAUUCACAAGGUCACUGAGGUCAACGGGAACGUAUAUGUAACACUGAACGACUCCAGCGAGCCCAUCGAGUCAGAUGUCUACCAGACUGAGAAAUAUAGGACUGGCUUACUGAAGACUCAGCCAAAACCCAAGAAAUAAUUCGACACUAGGAGGAUUAUUCAACCAAAAACACUUGGCUUCAAGGACAAUGAAAAGCAUAUCAAAACCCUCAGAAUCUGUUUAUCACUAUUAUAAUUGUUAUUUCAAAAACUGUUAAUAUGUGUAUGAGCUAUUAAGAUUUAUAUGAGUCAAUCUAAGACAGAGAGGGAACUAUCUGACAAUAAAUAUCAUUAAAAUAUAAAUAAAUAAUUGGAGUUAGAUGAUUAUAUGGGACAUUCAAACAGCAGCUGCAGGAUUUUUAAUCACUUUCGUGUGAAUUUUUCUGUUUCAGUUAAACAUUCAGAGAAAUUUUGAUUUUUCUUCUGUCUACUUUCACUGCUCAGGACUGUGCUCAUGCUCUACUGGACGCAGCUUGUUUCAGCUAAAUCAGAAAACAGGGCAUUACUGGAGACAUUGGUCCAGUCAGUAGGUUUGAUGCAAAAUGUAAUUUAAUGUAUGAAAUCGGUUAACACCUGGUUUAGCAGUUUUUUGACAGUGAACUGUGACUGCUACUGAAUAUUGUGGUUUUGUAAUUAUUAAAUGGUGUGCAAAUAUACUUUUUUAUAUAAUUUUGGUGGGGAAUAAAUGACUGAUUAUUUCUACGUCAUGUUAAAUGAUAUGAGGAAUAUUAUUAUG
Molecule: messenger RNA, 1481 nt
Organism: Plectropomus leopardus (leopard coralgrouper)
Lineage: Eukaryota; Metazoa; Chordata; Actinopteri; Perciformes; Serranidae
Source: RefSeq, a predicted model, not a curated record